AAGCUGCUCGAGUUAGCCCGUGUUUUCUCUUCCUCAGGACAGAAGCUCAUGAUGACGGAGAGCGUGCGGCGCCUGGUGUCCAAAGACGGCCACAGUAACGUGAAGAUCGAUAACGUGGAGGGAAUGAUCAAGCUGUUCUUGCACGACAUCUGGACCACGGUGGUGGACAUCAAGUGGCGUUACAAGAUCACUCUGUUCGCCUCCACCUUCGUCAUGACGUGGUUCGUGUUCGGCGUGGUGUUCUACCUCAUCGGCCUGAGCCACGGCGACUUCGACUCGGACCCGUCCUCCAAUCACACGCCGUGCGUGAUGAACGUGGACUCGCUAACCGGCGCGUACCUGUUCUCCCUGGAGACCCAGAGCACCAUCGGCUACGGCUUCCGGCACGUGUCCGAGGAAUGUCCUCUCGCGAUCCUGACGCUAGUGCUACAGCUGGUGCUAACAGGGCUAGCCGAGAUCUUCGUCACCGGUGCGUUUCUCGCUAAGCUAGCGCGACCGAAGAAGCGCGCGGGCAGCAUCCGGUUCAGUCGCGUGGCGGUCGUGUGUGUGCGCGACGGGAGGCUACGACUCAUGGUACGCGUCGCUAACCUAAGGAACAGCCUGUUGAUUCAGUGCCAGCUCUCGGGGAAACUUCUAUCCAAUCGCGUCACGCAAGAGGGAGAGAAGAUCCUCCUUCAUCAGGAGAGCGUCGACUUCCAGCUGGACUCGUGCGGAGAGUGUCCGUUCCUCUUGCUACCGCUAACCUUCUCGCACGCGCUGGACGAGAGAAGCCCGCUAGCGAACCUCACGGCGGACGAGCUCCUGAGACGAGAGUUCGAGCUGCUCGUGACCCUGAACGGGACCGUCGAGUCCACGGCCUCCUCGUGCCAGAGCCGAACCUCAUACACGCCUCAGGAGAUCCUGUGGGCUCACGAGUUCGCGCCGGUGCUGUCGCACACGCGCGGGGGCAAACUCACCGCGGACUUCAGCGUCUUCGACAGGGUGACGCUGUGCAGCGAGCCGCCGACGAGCCCCUGCGCCGCGGAGAAGCUCCAGCUGGAGGAGGAGUACAGGCGGGAACGAGGAGGAACGUCUGAGUGACGAACACGACACAAACACUCGCUUCACUCCGCAUUCCUGUUGAUGGAAGUCAAUCGGGAAUGAUUUAUCUGCGACUUUAUUUUAAGUGUGAUUUAUUCCUGUGAUCAAAGCUGCAUUUAUUUAAUUAAAAAUACUGGAAAAAUCACAAAAUAUUACUCC
Molecule: messenger RNA, 1239 nt
Organism: Rhinichthys klamathensis goyatoka
Lineage: Eukaryota; Metazoa; Chordata; Actinopteri; Cypriniformes; Leuciscidae
Gene: kcnj15
Product: potassium inwardly rectifying channel subfamily J member 15
Exons: 1
Coding region: 49-1080 (343 amino acids)
Biological process (GO): regulation of monoatomic ion transmembrane transport; potassium ion import across plasma membrane
Cellular component (GO): plasma membrane
Molecular function (GO): inward rectifier potassium channel activity
Source: RefSeq, a predicted model, not a curated record